UCUCUCUCCCCCCGCCUGCGGGAGUCGCGGAGUUGCGGAUUGGAGUGUUGUUGCCGGGGUAUCCAGGUUCGGUUGGGAAUCCAGGCCGGAGCGGAACCUAAACCGGGCGGGCGAGCAAGCGAGCGGGUGGACGAGUGAGUGACUAGCGGCGAGUUCACGGCGGCGUGCGGCGCAGUGGAGGGUACUGCCUGCGGGCUCCCAAGCUGCCACCGCUCUUGGGCUAUUGGAGAGAUAAUCGGCGCCCUGGGCUAAAGAGCUGGGACGGACCGGAGUGCUGCCGAGGUGCUAGGACUGGGGGUCGGGGUCUGAGGCUUGGGCGCUGCCUGGGCCGAGCGGACCCUGACGCGAGUGAAGCGGCCCAGGGAGCAUGAGCGGGCCGCGUGUGGACGUCAAGGUGGUAAUGCUGGGUAAGGAGAACGUGGGCAAGACGAGCCUGGUGGAACGAUACGUGCACGACCGCUUCCUGGUGGGGCCCUAUCAGAAUACCAUUGGGGCCGCCUUCGUGGCUAAAGUGAUGUCCGUUGGAGACAGGACAGUGACUUUGGGUAUUUGGGACACUGCAGGCUCUGAGCGCUAUGAGGCCAUGAGCAGAAUAUACUAUAGGGGUGCCAAGGCUGCCAUCGUCUGCUAUGACCUCACAGACAGUAGCAGCUUUGAGAGAGCAAAGUUCUGGGUAAAGGAGCUUCGGAGCCUAGAGGAGGCCUGUCAAAUCUACCUGUGUGGCACCAAGAGUGACCUGCUGGAGGAAGACCGGCGGCGUAGACGUGUGGACUUCCACGAUGUGCAGGACUAUGCAGACAGUAGCUACACCUCAACCCAGGAUAUCAAAGCGAGGCUCUUUGAAACAUCCAGCAAGACAGGCCAGAGUGUGGCCUUUACAGACUUCUUGUAAGCUCAUGGCCUCCAGACCCCCUUGAGUUACCUGAUCCCAACACACUGGUGCUGAGCUGCCACCUCUCUCUGUGACAGAGGACAAGGGCGUGGACCUGGGCCAGAAGGCAAACCCCUACUUCUACAGCUGUUGUCAUCACUGAGUCACCACUCACCUGACCCCGGGGAAUUAAAGGAAUUCCCAGAGGGCUGGAUACAGCUCUUGUCUGGGAUUGGGUGGUCAAAUGUCUGAGCUACCCCAGGUCCCCAGAGGUGCCACUGCCUGUGCUGGCCCAUGGAAUGGAGGCAGUACUGGGUUGACUCUGGGCAUUAGGAGGGCUAAAGGCUGAUUUCAGUCCCAGACAGCACUUUGUCUAUAGGUUAAGUGUCUUCUGAUCUGUAAAUAAAAUCAAUGCACUACGAAUUACA
Molecule: messenger RNA, 1299 nt
Organism: Heterocephalus glaber (naked mole-rat)
Lineage: Eukaryota; Metazoa; Chordata; Mammalia; Rodentia; Bathyergidae
Gene: Rab24
Product: RAB24, member RAS oncogene family
Molecular function (GO): GTP binding; GTPase activity
Source: RefSeq, a predicted model, not a curated record